Ogataea parapolymorpha DL-1 is the source of this 4788-nucleotide messenger RNA. Its product is annotated as Nuclear migration protein NUM1. Bases 1 to 4788 code for a protein of 1595 amino acids. Gene Ontology annotation, biological process: establishment of mitochondrion localization; microtubule cytoskeleton organization; maintenance of protein location in cell cortex. The transcript has 2 exons. Gene Ontology annotation, cellular component: cell cortex; mitochondrion. The record is from RefSeq and is a predicted model, not a curated record. NCBI's taxonomy places the organism in Eukaryota, Fungi, Ascomycota, Pichiomycetes, Pichiales, Pichiaceae. Gene Ontology annotation, molecular function: phospholipid binding; tubulin binding.
AUGUCAUCCAAGAAAAACUUGUCUAAAGGCAAGUCAUCGGCCAGUGAACUGAAGGCCCAAUUCAAGGACCUUCAGCAACGGCUGGGGAAAAACUCUGACUCUGCCACGAUCGAGACGGAUCCAGCUACGAGAGGGAGGAAACGUGACAGUUUAGGUCUUGGGGCGCAAUCACUUUCCGAACGGCGUCCACUAUCGGGCGUUGAUUUUCUGAGUGACCUGAGUGACGGCCUUUUAGUGGAAUCGCGUCGUCUCAACCAUGAAAACACACAAUUAAAAGCACAAUUAUCUGAUUUACAGGAUAAAUAUACCCAAACUUCCCAGCAACUACUCAAUUUACAAGUGUUGAACAAGAAACUGAGCGAAAAGGAGGAGGAGUCCAGUGACCGAAUUUGGGAACUCGAAACACAACUUAGCGAUCUGCGAGACAACUCAGUGAAGCUACAGCAGAUGUACGAAAAAACGAGCAAGGACAAGUCUUCAAGAGAUGUAGAGCUGGAAAACUUAAGGGCGCAGCUUGAGCUUUAUCAGGAAAAGCAAACGGUUCUGGAAAAGGAGACCACAACCAAGCUAUCGCAGUUGAAUGCCACGAUUAAGGAGCUGAAACAACGCAAUUCCGAUCUGAACGAUGAAAACGACGAACUGCACCAGAAAGUGCACAAGUUGUCGGUCCCAAAGAAUAAACAAUUAGAUAUACCUCCUGCUAAUGACGAGAACGCUGAAUUUGAGAAGUACGACGAAUCGUUGUUGAUCGACCCUUCGCUGUCUCCAAUUCGUGAAAUAUCUCCAAACACGAUGCUUGAAUCUGACACGGCCAGUCUACAAAAAGCACAAAAGACGAUCGUCAAGCUGAAACAGGACCUUGCCAAGCUGAAGGCGGAGAAGGAAGAGUUGAAGAGAAAGCAGACCAAAUCACCGAAAAAAUCGGCCAGACGUCAAUCUGUCGCCGAAAGCGAUGAGUGGGACGACUUCGACAAAAGCAUUGCCGCGAAUAACACAGCCAGGGACUCGGAAUAUUCAAAUUUACAAAUGCUUGAAGACGAGCUGGGAAGUCUUUCGGACGAAUACGAUGAGAUGGAAACUUCGCAGAUAAAAUACCUCGAAAAAUACGCUUCUAAGCAUGGACUAAAGCUCGUGCCUGAAUCUAGCGACAAGACAUCUGACAGAUCCAUCAUUGAGGCCUCUACAGGAUACGACAUUGUUGCUUUGCCUAAUGACGCCAAUGUGCACUCUCCAAUUGAGCAGCUGAAACAAAGGUGUCAUGAGCUGGAUAUGGUGCCGCUGAAAACAAGCGAGUACGAAGAGCUGGUGAAGAGAUCCAAUUACGACACUAUCGACACAGAUAAGUUGGACAACGUUGGUCUUACAGUUCUUCCUUUACUUGAGUUCAAAGCACUCGAAGGGAAGGCCAAUAAGUUCGAGACUGUACAGGCUGAGAUCGAACAACUUCAAAAUCAGCUGGAAAACCCAGGUGCAGAAUUUAUCAACAAAAAGGCCAAUGAGAUGGGGCUAACGACUCUUCCUGCUGAAGAUUUCGAAAAGCUAAAGGCUGCAUUGAACACCAAAACCAUUGAGCUGAAUACAGUGCAAGAAAAAUUAAGACAGGUUGAAAAGAAAUUGGAGACUCAAGCGACGUCACUGGAACAGUUGCAAAGUGGAGCAAAGAGCCACAAUAUGGCUCUUUUGCCGGCUGCAGAACACAGAGAGCUGCUUGCAAAGGUCAAGGAACAGCAACAAGAUAUCGAAGCAUUCAAGGGAGCUCUCAAAGCUGCAGAGGACAAGCUUGCCUCUCCAGACGUUUCUUUUAUCAAGGAGAUGGCAGGAAAGAAAAAUCUGGUCGUCUUGACGUUUGAGGAAAACGAAGCUAUCAAAGCUGUGAGCACUCCUGUAAAUAGCCCUGUGAAACGGAACAUUGACUCUGGAAGUCCAACCAAACGCCAUGCUACUCUGGCCACUGACGGAACUGUCGAGAUUGCUGCUUCAGCUUUACGUUCUCUUCAACAAACCGUGGAAAAUCCAACACUUCCAUAUCUUAGCAGCAAGCUUUCCAACUUGGGCUAUAAGGCUCUAUCCAUUAAUGAGUACGAAUUGCUUGUGGCCAAAUCCUCUUCCAGUGGAGUUAACGUUUCUCCACGUAAGCAAAGGGCCCUUGAGUCGGCGGAGACAGUCGAGUCUCUGAAAAGACGGUGUGCGGAACGAGGGUUGGUUGUUUUGUCCAAGUCGUCCUAUGAAAGCAUUCUUGUGUCCUCGAAAAGAUCGCUUACCCCGGUGGAGCUGCUUGAAAGAGUCGACAAGUCGGGCAUGGUUGCCCUCAAGAAGAAAGACUAUCAAGAGCUCUUAAAAACUUUUGGUUCUCUUGGCCCUCAGUUUGAGGAGCCAGUGAAGCAAAUGAAAAAGGCUGGCCCUCAGCACAUUGGGGCUUCUCUCAAUGAGCUUAAGCUGCUUGCUGAUCAACAAGCAAAAAUUUCUGCAUCUUAUGACUCGCCGCCUGUUUCGUUCUUGGUACAAAAAGCCAGGGAUGCAGGCUACAAAGUAUUGAGUGAGAAAGAGUACAAAGAGCGGAAAGUUGAACCAUCUGCUGAAGAAUGCCGUGAGAUUGCUGAAAAGCAUAACUUUGUGUUGCUUGAUUCAGAGGAGCAUAAGGAGCUUUUGUCGCUGAAAAAUAGUGCGGCGCAUCCCUCCAAAGAUUUUGUCUCCAAGCUUGCUGCUGCUGCUGGACUGAGCGUUUUAGAGACAGGGGAGGCAAAGAGACUCUCCAAUCCUUCAAAGUCACAAGUUAUACAAUUGGCCAAACAACACUCCCUGGUGAUACUGGAUAGUCAGGAGCAUGAAAAUAUGCAACAGGAGUUAAAGAAGUCGAAAGAUGCUCUUAGCGAGCGUAGCCAACAGGUGGCAAAACUCGAUUCUCAAGUUAAGCAGCUGCAAGAGCGAAUUAACAGGCCGACAGUCGAAUUUCUGCAGAGUGCUGCUGCCAGGCUUAAUUUCGUCUUGGUGGCUAAGAAUGAAAACGACAAAAAGGAAAACCAGCUGAAAGUCUCCUCUAAGCUCGAACAAGAAGUGUCCAAGUUAAAGUCACAGGUGGCAACAUUGUCAGCAAAGCUCAAGGAGACAGAAACUAGUGAUUUCGCCAGAUCGCAAGCUGCCAAAUACGAUCUUGUGGUCAUGCCUAUCUCUGAAAAAAAGCAAAAGGACGAUGAACUCAGCCAUUGCCAAAAGCAGUUGAGUGAUAAGUCCAAGGUCCUGCAGACGAUCCAGAAACAAGUGCAGGAGCUGACAAAACAACUGACCGACACUAGAAAAGAGCUGGACUUGCAGAAAAAGACCCCUCCUUCUCUCGAGGUCGCCCAGUCAGUUGUGACCAAAAGUGGGCUACUCUGUUUGUCGAAAGCAGAGUUAGACCAGCUUUCGCAAGCUAAAUCACGUGAAACUGUCUAUGUGGAUGCUCCAAGUGAACCACACGACGCCAAAGAUCGCACAAUGAAAGAAGAAGAGUUGAAGGAGCAUGCCUCCAAGCUUGGAUUCGCGCUUGUUCCUGUUGGACAGAAGAGACAACCCCAAAGAUUGGACGUGCACAAGCUCAAAGAACUUGCCAAAUCACACGGCUUGGAGACCAUAGAAGCUUCCAAACUGCGAAAGCUUCAGGAGAGUAGCAAGAUCGAUCUUCCAACGCUUCAUGCGGCCGCCAGAUCUUUGGGCAUGACCGUGGUUGAUCCUAAAGCAGCUCCAAAAAGAGCUGACCUGAGCCAAGCAGCAGGCAAACUGGGUCUGAAACUCAUGAGUUCAUCAGAAAUCGAAGCACUGAGGAAAAGGCCGAUCACUUCAAAGGAUCUCGCUGCCAAAGCUGCCGAACUUAAGCUCAAGCUUGUGCCUGAGAACGAACACGGCAACUUGAAGAAGCCCGUUCUUGAUAGCGAUCUCAAACAGAUAUGCAAGUCGAAAGGAUACAUGCUCAUUCCAGAGUCCAAAUUUGUGGCCACUACAGUUUCGAGGACUGUGGAUGAGUCCAACAUCGUCGUCGUUCCUUCCACCUACUACAAUAAAUUAAUUAGAAGCCAUGCCUGGUACAAAAACCACAAGACAGAAGUUGAUGAAAGUGAGAAACCAGCCACGACGGUUUUGGAAGAGGACGAGCCAAGUGUCUUGUCUGCAGAAGCUAUUAGACAAAGACAGCCGCUGUCGCCUGGUAUUUCAAUGAGCCACCUAGCUAGACACGCCACCACGUCUACUGUUCAGACGACGGGCACUUUCAAGUUCACUAACCAGGAAAUGAUUGCCGCAAUUACUCAAACGAUCAUUGGAGAAUAUCUUUAUAAAUACUACAGAAAGCUCGGUCCGCUGUCUUCUCUCUCUGAAGCCAGACACGAAAGAUACUUCUGGAUUCACCCUUACAGCCUUACGCUUUACUGGUCUGCUGCCAAUCCUAUACUUGGUGAUCCAUCCGAAAACAAAAUCCGGGCCCUGGCGAUUAGCAGUGUCGAGUCCGUUGAGGAUAAUAAUCCACUACCUCCUGGAUUGUACCACAAAAGCAUUCUUGUUCACUCUGUCGACAGGACGAUCAAAAUUACCUGUCCGACCCAAAAGCGACACAGUAUUUGGUUCAACUCGCUAAGAUAUUUGAUCGACAGGAGUGUCGAUGAAAACAUAAACGAAGACCCAGAAAACCAGUACGAGAUUUCUUACGCAUUAGACGACCGCGUGGAAAACGAAAGAAAUGGACGUGGGCAGCCGCCAUCAAGAAGCCUGACGACGAAAGGACUGUUUGGCAACAUCAUGCCUGCCAAAAAGGACUAA